AUGUUAGAGGCACGUCUUGAACAGGCUGAUUUGCUGAAGAAGAUCGUCGAUGCAAUCAAGGACCUCGUACAAGACUGCAACUUCGACUGCAAUGACUCUGGGGUUGCCCUACAGGCGAUGGACAACUCCCAUGUUGCUCUCGUAUCUAUGAUGUUGAAAGCCGAGUCGUUCUCCCCCUAUCGGUGCGAUCGUAACUUGGCUCUUGGCCUCAACCUCGGAUCUCUGACCAAAGUUUUACGUGCUGCCCAAGGCGAUGAUAUACUCACUAUCAAAGCUGAAGACGCACCUGAUGUUUUAAACCUUCUAUUUGAAAGCAGCGAGAAUGACAGAAUCAGUGAGUACGACUUGAAGCUUAUGGACAUCGACCAAGAGCACCUUGGUAUCCCGGAUACAGAGUAUGCCGCCACUAUUAGCAUGCCAUCAACAGAAUUUCGAAGGAUUUGCCUUGAUUUGAUAGCUCUGUCUGAGUCUGUGUCUAUAGAAGCCUCGAAAGAUGGAGUAAAAUUCUCUUGCUCGGGAGAUAUUGGGAAUGGUGCAGUCACUCUCAGAAGUCACACAAAUGUGGAAAAGCCCGAGAUGAACGUAGAAAUUGAACUCACUGAGCCAGUCUCGCUGACCUUUUCACUCAAAUAUCUUGUCAACUUCUGUAAAGCUUCGGCCCUCUCCAAAUCAGUCAAGCUUUGCCUAUCAAACGAAGUCCCCUUGCUGGUAGAAUAUAACCUUGCAGGGAGUAGUUAUCUACGGUUUUACUUGGCGCCUAAGGUAAGCCUAAGUCAUCCUAUACUGAAUCUCUCAUCCUGA
Blumeria graminis f. sp. triticale is the source of this 801-nucleotide messenger RNA. The record is from the annotation of a GenBank genome assembly. NCBI's taxonomy places the organism in Eukaryota, Fungi, Ascomycota, Leotiomycetes, Helotiales, Erysiphaceae.